Molecule: messenger RNA, 1307 nt
Organism: Camellia sinensis
Lineage: Eukaryota; Viridiplantae; Streptophyta; Magnoliopsida; Ericales; Theaceae
Product: GCN5-related N-acetyltransferase 4, chloroplastic
Biological process (GO): N-terminal protein amino acid acetylation
Cellular component (GO): chloroplast
Molecular function (GO): N-acetyltransferase activity
Source: RefSeq, a predicted model, not a curated record
AGACGGUGUUUGUUUGUUUAACGUGGGGAAUUUCCAGGUCCUAAAAAAUACCUAGGCUCAGUUCUUCUUUCUGUUACAAACAAACAGCAAACAAUAAAGAAUCUCCGAUUUUUCAGAGAGACAGACAACUGUUGUGUAGAAAUUUUAGAAUCUUCAAAGAAAGAGAAAUGCGGACCUUGCCGUUGGGAAUCUCAUUGUCGCCGACAACAACCACAGCAACUUCCAUUAACGGUCACUCUUUCAAUUAUCAUUCUAACAAGCUCAAACUUCUCUCUCGCUCCUCCCCUCACUAUUCCUCUCUCUCUCAUCUCCCCAAUUCAGGGCUGCUUUGCAGGGCCAGUCAAGCGUUUGAACUAUUCCCAACUGUGUCACCUGAAAUAGUUGUUCGAGAGGCCAGGUUAGAAGAUUGUUGGGAAGUUGCUGAGACUCAUUGCAGCUCGUUCUUCCCCGAAUAUUCAUUCCCUUUAGAUUUUUUGCUGAGGAUUGAUAGGCUAGUGGCAAUGCUUUCUGGAUUCUCUGUACCUCAUGGUUGUCAAAGAAUUUGUCUUGUUGCUGUUAUUGGCAGCUCGGAUGAUGAUGCUUUCUUCAUUGGAAGUGAAGAUUGUAAAAUUGGAGGUCUCGAUGGUAGAUUUAGUCUGAAUAAAGGUUAUGUAGCUGGGAUAUUAACUGUGGAUAUUGUUGCUGAUUUUCUGCCAAGAAAAGGACCACUUCGGCAAAGAAGGACUGGAAUUGCAUACAUAUCAAAUGUGGCUGUUCGGGAGAAGUUUCGAAGGAAAGGAAUAGCUAAAAGGCUCAUAGUGAAGGCAGAGGCUCAAGCCAGAAGCUGGGGUUGCCGUGCCAUUGCAUUGCACUGUGACCUAAACAACUGUGGAGCCACGAAGUUGUAUGUAGGCCAGGGUUAUAAAUCUAUCAAAGUGCCAGAAGGUGCAAACUGGCCACAACCAAAGACUUCUCCGGAUAUACAGUUCAACUUCAUGAUGAAGCUCCUAAACACCCCAACCAUGGCUUAGAUUCCUUAGGGACAUAUACAAGUAUUUAGAAGAAAAUCCAUUGAAAUAUUACGGAUAAACUAGGAUGUUUCAGAUUGGUUGCUGUAGAUAUAAACUGAAGCGGUGAGCUGCAGAUCUCGGAGCAAUGUAUUUAUGAAAAGUCAGUUGUUUUUACUUGCGCUUUUCUUCUUUGGCUUGUUCUAUUGCUUUGACUGUUUGUUCAUCUUUGCCAGAUUUACGCACCUCAAGUUCCCUGUUUGUUAAACUGUUGUAAAAUGGAAUGGACGAAUAAUCAUUCAACUCUGUGGUGGCAUGUUC